AACGAAGUCCACCCAAUCGAGCACACAGCACACAGCCUCCUCAGUGGCCCCCUCGACAGUCUCAACGAGAACUUCGAGCACCUCAACCAGUCACAGUUGAUCCUCCUUACCCGUCUCAGGAUCAUAGAGCGUCGUUUGGAGAGCUUUCAAGCGGUUGUGAUUGGCAGUGUCGACGAGAAGCAGAUCGCAAGUGACCUCGCCAGGGUGAGUGAGUUGAAGAGGAGGGUGUUGGGGGUGGCCAAGAUGAUGAAGAAGGUGGAGCAGCGGGUAGAGCGGAUC
This is a messenger RNA of Suhomyces tanzawaensis NRRL Y-17324, 279 nucleotides long. RefSeq lists its product as uncharacterized. The transcript has a single exon. The annotation marks the transcript as partial. The record is from RefSeq and is a predicted model, not a curated record. NCBI's taxonomy places the organism in Eukaryota, Fungi, Ascomycota, Pichiomycetes, Serinales, Debaryomycetaceae.